CCUGCACUGGGAUUUCAUGACACGCGCCUAAACCUAGCAGGGACCUCGAGCCGUGCUGCCUUCAGGCUCCGUGUUCUGGGAUGUUAUGUUAUAUUAUGGGAUGUUCUGGUAUAUUAUGGGAUGUUGUGGUAUAUUUCUGGAUUAAGUGACUUGUCCCCGUCGGAGGAGGAAGGUGCGGCUUGUUUUCGCGGCGCUUUUGGAAGUUGCUCCCCAUCCAGGACGGUGAGACCGACGGUAAGGACGACCGGUGAGGACGACCGGUGAGACCGACGGUGAGACCGGUCCGAGGGCUCGCCCUGCGCUCUGGAGGGGACUAGAGAGGAGACCCCAGCAGCUCGGUAAGAUGAAGACACGCAUCACGCUGGUCCUCUUCAGCUGAACGAUGGACGGAGAGAAAGCCAAGCGGGACUGUAACCGGUGCCUUCAUGGAGCCCUGACACACAGGGCAGAGAGCAGAUAAAUGGAGGUGAAGGACAGGAGCCGCUCCCCUUCCCGUAAAACCAGCCGGGUGGAGCAGGUGGUGGGACGAUGGCUGAGACGGUCCCGAGACCUAGGCAGCAGGUCUCACUCUCUGAGCAGAGACCGGGUUGCUAUGGAUGGGAAGUCAGCAGAGUGCAGUGGCUCUGAUCAGAGGAAUUACCCCUUCCGCUUCAUCGUUCAGAUUCAACGAGACCCAGAACUCGACUGUCAUGGCCUCACUCUGUCCUCCCAGACCCCCAUCCUGGUGCAGGAGGUCACCCCAGGUGGUCCUGCAGAUGGUCGGCUCGUCCCUGGCGACCGCUUGUGAAGAUCAAUAACAUCGCUGUCGAUGACCUGACCCCGGAGCAAGCUGCUGAAAUAAUCAGGGAGUGCCAAGAUUCGUUGACAUGACUGUCCUCCAGAACGAUAAUGGGCCCAAAGUCAUCAUUCAUCACACCAGAGAAGAGGGCCAAGCUCAGGUCCAACCCUGUGAAAGUUCACUUUGCUGAGGAGGUGGAAGUCAAUGGACACUCUCAGGGCAACUCGCUGCUCUUCCUGCCUAAUGUUCUGAAGGUGUAUCUGGAGAACGGGCAGACCAAGGCAUUUAAAUUUGACCCCAGCACCACAGUCAAGGACAUUGUGAUGACACUGAAGGAAAAGCUUUCUCUGAGCCAUAUUGAACACUUCUCCCUGGUGCUGGAGCAGCAGCACAGCAUUACCAAACUACUGCUGCUACAUGAUGAGGAGAGGAUACAGCAGCUGGUCCAGAAGAAAGAGGCCCACGACUACAGAUGUCUGUUCCGUGUUUGUUUCAUGCCCAAAACCCUCCAGGCGCUGCUGCAGGAGGAUCCCACUGCCUUUGAGUACCUCUACCUGCAGGGAGUGAAUGAUGUGCUGCAGGAGCGCUUUGCUAUAGAGAUGAGGUGUAAUACUGCCCUGCGACUCGCUGCACUGCACAUCCAGGAGAGAUUGGCAAGCUGUGGACAGUCAUCAAAGACCAACCUGAAGAUAAUCACGAAGACAUGGGGCAUAGAGAACUUUGUGUCAUCCACCUUGUUGAGGAACAUGCGAGAGAAAGAUCUGAGGAAAGCCAUCGGCUACCACAUGAAGAAGAGCCAAGCACAGAACGAUCCAAAGCAGAAGGGCCUGGCGGUCGAUCAGACGCGGAUAAACUACCUAGAGGAGCUCAGCGAUCUCAAGUCAUUUGCAGGGAAAUCCUUCAGUGCCACAAUGAUGCUUCAGGACAGGGAGUCGAUGGUGACCCUGUUGGUGGGGGCGCGCUACGGGGUGAGUCAGGUGGUCAACCACAAACUGAGCAUCCUGUCCACCCUCACAGAGUUCACCAGCAUCACACGAAUCGAGCUGCUGCCUGAAUCGGACAAGGUCAGCCUGGUCAAAAUAUACCUGCAGGACAUCAAGCCCAUCACAUUACUACUGGAGUCGGCGGCCGCCAAAGACAUGUCCUGCCUGAUAGCAGGGUACUGCCGAGUGUUUGUUGAUCCCAACCUCAACAUCUUUCCCUGGAUCCAUGACUCCAAGAAGCACAGAGUGUCUGCUGAGGAAGGUUAUGUAUCACGGUGUGGCAGCGACUCAGACACCUCCUCAGACUUGGACAUGGAGGGGCUGGUCACCCCGGUAUCUCAUGACGAGAGGCCCUGCCCUCGUCUCAGAUCCUCGUCAGACCCAGACGGGAGAAAAAGAAAAGACAGAAACAGAAGGAGAAACAAAAACGGCAAAGAAAAGGGAGAUAAACUUUGGGAGGAUGAAAAGCAAAAGGAAGAAAAGGAUGCUGACACCGAAAAGGAAAAGUCUCCCUUAAAUAAGAAUAGAGAGAGUAAGAGUGAAGAUACAGAGCACAAGGAGGAGACGGAGAGAGCGCAGGGUGGUCGGCAAACACAGACCGAGAUAACGGACAAUGAUUCUGGGGAGCGAGGGGAAAAAGUGGAAGGAGAGGUGCGAGCAGCCGAGGAGCAGCCAUCUGUGUCAGAAGCAUCAGAUUCUUGUAAUACUGACUCUCGUGUCAUCACCAGCCCCUCCAGCGACUCCCUCGACGCUUUGGAGGAAGAUGACUUGAUUUCAUGUUCUUCUUCCUCCGUCCACCCCAGUGUUCCCUCACAAACUCAUGCCCAUAGCCACUCCCCAUUUCAGCUUCAUCCCUACUCUCAUAGACAUGUCCAGGCCCACCUGCUCACCCCUCCACCGGCCCACGCCCAUCCACUCAUCCACCUCACAGCUCAUGGCAGGCGAGGAGGGGGCUGCAGGAGGUCAGGCGACGGAGCCGACCCCCAACUCCUCGCACCCGUCUCCCCCUCUCCGAGCCAAAAAUGUUCAGGUAACCCCUGCUCCGAUGACAGCUCCCUGUGUUUCGCCGAGCUCUCUCGCCUUGUGGACUUCCUGCCGAGCCCUCCAGAGGCCAGCGAGGACGACGAAGAUGAAGAAGAGGAGUUGAGGAGGAGGAGGAGGAGGAGGGAGUCAGCGAGAAGAGCAGGUGAAAGAGGAAGCAUUGAGGGAAGUUUUAGGGAACAUUCAAUGUCCCCUUCCCUGUCCUCCCCCUCACACAUGGACUUUGUGUUCAACUUCGACCAAAGCGACGCUCGCUGCUAUUACAAACUCUGCUCCAACAUCACCCCCGACAGCGCUCGCAGCCUGCCCCGCCCCCCGCAUCACAAUGAGGGAGAAGAUUGGGAGGAGGUGGAGGAAGGUCCGGCUACAGCAGUUGACAUGGAGCCCAUCCCCAUCCUUCAGCCACCACCUGGCUUUGGAGACAGCAGCUCCGAUGAGGAGUUCUUUGAUGCCAGAGAUCGCUUCACUUCCCCUGAAGACCCAACCUUGGGGGCCAUGCCAAGAGAUAUUCACACAGAGAUGAAACUGGACUUCCUCAGCACACUCAGCCUCAGUGACAUCAGAGUCUCAGUGACGGACGCAGACAAAGACGGAAACGUGGAAGAAGACAGAAAAGGAGGAGACGAGGAAGGAGGAGGCAGAGAGACGUUGUUCCAGCUCAGAAAAAGAUCCCGUAAGCGCCGUUCCUUCAUGGAAACUGAUUACACCUCUAGGGUGUCAUAUCCAGAGCCAGAUCCAGUAAAGCAGGACCUGGUCUCUAGUAGGCUUCAUAGGAACCUUUUGGCAGAAGCCAACAAUACACAGGUGCUGAGUUCAGAUCCUGAACCUUCAGAGCAAACCCAGAAUCCAAGUCCUACGGUCUCCUCUUUGACUCACUCUGAAGGAGAACCAGCUCUGCUCGAGUCAAAACCCAUCCUGUCUAAAUCCUGCUCACGUGGGCCUGGCUCUACUUGUGGUUUGGGGUCUUGUGAGCAGACUAGAGACCCCUCCAGGACCAGGAAACAAGAAAUGGAGAUGGAACCUGACGCAAUGGAAUCCAAAUCGGUCACAGAUCUGGUGAAGGCAGCGUCUCCUACCAUCACCGUUGUCCGCUGCCGGGUGGAUCCAGACGGGAAGGAGAGCGCCGAUCGGAGGGGUGACGGAAAGGAGGAAGGCCAGGAAGAGGAGGAGAUGGGUGAGGGGAAAGAGGAGGGAGAGGAGGAGGAGGAGACAGCAGGUGUGUCAGGGAACGGGCCAUUCACUAAUCAUAUGUUUUUGCCAGAAAGCACUGAGGAGGAAGGUAAUGGGGAAGAAGGGAAGAAAGAAGGGGCGAGAGGGUACUCAUCCAGUUCAAAGAGACCACUGAUAGGUGCCGAGAGGCAGCCAGAGGCCAACACACUGCCUGCAGGUUUGAUAGAUGUGAAUAAAAAGAGUAGUAAUGGCCUUUUGGGAGCGUGUCUGAUUGCCCUGGAGCAAAACUCACAUGUAGAGGAACAUGUGCUUGAAGGUGUGCUUGAAAAGUCAUCAUACUCACCACCGCCACCUCCACCUUCAUCCCCUCUACCUCCAGUACCAGUUCUUCACAAAUCCCAAAGUGACUGUUUAGUGCAGGGCGAAGGAAGCAGCGAAAACACGGGAGCCUCAACCGAAAUGUGUUCAUCUAACUCUGAGGUGAUGCCACUCAGCAAACAAAGCCACACUAACAAAGCACAAUUCCAUUUAGACAUCACCACCAGUGAGGAUGAUGCCAUCGGUGUUGUUAGCUCUGCUAUGACUACUAGCGACGAAGUUACCGACAGCACCAAUUCAGACAAUGUUUUUUUCGAUGAUGACGCAAGUAAUUCCUUAAAUUCUAGUUCAGGUGACAAAAAAGAUGACUGGGCUACAAAGCAUAGCAUUAGUGCAACUUUGGCUACAGCAAGUAAAAGUGAGUCUCAAAUAACUAUUAAGUCUCUUACCAACACUGAAGCUCACACAAGAGUUAGUUCAGUAAAUUCUGAUUAUACUCGAGCUAUAAACUCUAUCACUGCAAAACUUGGAGCUGCAACGAGGGCCACAUCCCCUACAUUUAAUUCAGGUACCAGAUUGCAGCGUGAGGUUACACAUGCUUCAUGUUCGGAUCAAAGUAUAGACAAACCCAGAAGUAAUUCCACUGGGCUAAUUGCUGAGGCUAAAGAUAGCUUAACUAGUCUUAGUUUAGCGAAAGUUAACGCAACCACGAUCCAUAAUCUCUCCAAAGCGCCUCCUUCUCCGACUCACUUCCUUAUCCAGACCUGUUCCCCAAGCAUUAUGGGUCGCCUAUCUGCCUCCACACUGAGGGGGAAGAUUCAACAGUUGCCCCUCUAUUUAUCGCGCUCCCAGGAAGUCCUCAACCAAGCUGGGGUGGGGAAUGUAGCUCAGAGUUCUGCUGAGGACAACAACAGGAAGGACGUCGAGAUCACCAUCAAAGUUACGGAUGUUGAUGACGUCACGCAAACGAUCGACUUCGAAACGGCAGAAUCAGUGGAGUCAGAUGAUUCGGAUACAACAGUUACAGGAUCUGAAGUGGAUGGAGAGUUAUUCUUUGAAACAAACAUGGCAAAAAGUUCUCAUUCUGUGUCAGAGGUGAUGGAGGUGAGCUCUCCAUCGCCUGUCCAGACUGAGCCCAAACCCCAACACCAAAAGCUUCUGUACACCGGACCUAUCAAGAACACACCAGGACCAAUAACAGAGCCCCCAGCCUCCCUAGGUAUCAGCCUCCAAAGAGACAGCUCAGGCCUAAAGAUGGACACUCCUGGCCCUAUAAAAGAUGCUCCAGAAUCAAAGAUGAAGGUCACAAGUCCAGGUGAAGACAUUCCAGGUUAUAAAAUGUAUCAGUCAUGUUCUAUCCUCCCUCCGAUAGUGGUGACCACGCAGAACCUAAAUGGACCAGGACUCCCUUUUCAUAGUCAGUCACAGAAAGUAAGACGGACCAGUAGCGACAGACCUUUGAUGGGUUUUUGUAGGCCGAAUUCAGACUCACCAAAACCUCUUUCUUCAGGCUGCAAGGUGUUUACUAUCUGUGAGGAUAUCUCCCAGACAAAGAGCCUAGCCGAGGUGGGGACCGCCCCACCAUUGAAGUCUGAGUUUGGCUGCACGUCUGUGCUAGCAUCUGGAUGCGAGUCGGUUGUGGAAGGGGUGCAGGUGCCGCUGGAUGCCUGUGGUUGCCCAACGGUGUAUACCAACUGCUUCAGCAGCGGGGACAGCUUCGAUGAGGAGCUGACCGUCUACGAGUUCUCCUGCCGCACACAGAGCAGCGGCGUGACUCCUGCAGGUGUUCCUCUCAUGACCACUCCACCCGUUCCCUCCUUCCUCUCCACCUCCUCCACCCGCUCUCCCUCCUUCCCACGCUCCAUCCUUUUCUCCUCCUCUACCUCUGAGCUUAGCCCUCUCCUCUCACCGCUGUCUGACGCCUCUGACCGUUUCCUGCCCCAAAUGCACAAGGACACUAUCAGUCGGCUAGGCCAGCAGCGCUACCCAGAACCCCCAACAGGUUUCCAAGUACUCCGCGUAGACGUGGACCAGCUCCUUUCCUUUCUGGAAAACAGCGGUGCUGACCGAUCUGUGGCGAGCCAUGGAGGUCGCCACCCAAGGGACACCUGUCCCACCCACUUUACAGAGAACAAGAGGGUGCUCCAGAUAGAGGCGCGGCGGCUGAUGUCAGGCUGCCAGAAGGUGGUAGGGAUCGGACAGAGCCCACAGGAAAUGCUUCACUCCCUGGCUGACAGUUUCCGGACCCUGGUGGAGUUGGCAGGUAUAUGCCUCUGGUUCUCCGGUUGUGAAAGGUGCGACCGAAGGAACACAGAGGCGGUUGCAGGUCUGGCAGACGUGGCCCGUUCGUUCAGGGACUUCUGUCUGGCAGCAGAGCGAGCCAGCAGCAAACGCAGCUGCCAGGACCCUGAGCUCCAAGUUGCUGGCGAAGCAGUGCACCGCGCUCACCGCCUCCGUCUUCUGCCUCACUCAGCUGUUCCGCACCCUCACUGCACUAUGAGUGGUCCACAACCUCUGAAGUCUUUUUAAAUGACAACCUGUGGCGUGUAACCUCAGAUACACAAGGUCACCAGUGAGCCCACAGCUGCUGCAGGUGUGGGUAGAGAGUGACCCGGAACUGGGGUGUUAAGGGUGGGCAGUGUGAGGUGAGUUUACCUCAGAAACACGCCUGUGUCACUGAGCUCCAUGACAGCUCAAAUGAUCACAAGAACUCUCAACAUCAUAGAGCCAGUUUGUGAUCGUCGACGUGCAUGUGGUUACUGACUAUAAUGCUGUGCACGUACUGUAGCCCACAAACCAAACAGUCAGCCAACAAGCAGGCUGUAGAGUGGUGCAAGCUGCAAAAGCAGAACCUGCUUGUUUUCUAGUAUUGAGGAACUGAUGUACUUGAAUGUAUUCUAUGUCAUGUAUUUAUUUAUUUAUUCUUUUAUUUCUUUUAUGAGUUAUUACAGUGAGAAAACAAGGAAUGUAAAGACAAGAAAGGAAGACAUUUGGACAUGUUUACAGGCAUAUCGUUUAAUAGAGCAGUAGUGGGCCUUUUACACAAACGCAGUCUCACGGCAGCUCGUUAAAUAGUCACGAAAUUGAAUCUAUUUGAUUCGUGUACAUAGACAUGAAUUUCCCUUUUUUUCGUGACACUCAGCACGACUAUCAACAACGUAUUUUUGUGCGUUUUCUUACGAAUGUCCAACAACACGUGACGCACAUGUCAA
Molecule: messenger RNA, 7502 nt
Organism: Sebastes umbrosus (honeycomb rockfish)
Lineage: Eukaryota; Metazoa; Chordata; Actinopteri; Perciformes; Sebastidae
Gene: frmpd1a
Product: FERM and PDZ domain-containing protein 1
Exons: 16
Coding region: 889-6819 (1976 amino acids)
Biological process (GO): signal transduction
Cellular component (GO): cytoskeleton
Source: RefSeq, a predicted model, not a curated record